GGCGGUGAAGGGGUUAAUUGUGGCUGCAGCUGCGUCACAUUUUACGUCUGAUGUACACGGAAGUAGUGUGGACGUGUGGGAGAAAAGCUGGAUAAAAGCGCUUGGAGGACCGACAGAAAGCUUCCUCUCUAAGUGCUGGUCCUCUCCCCCUGGUCAGCUUGCCACGAAAUGCCCCUGAGACGAUGGGACAGGCUCUGUGUAUUUGCUCUCGAGGGACCAUUACCAUCGACAACAAGAAAUACUACUUCAUCCAGAAGCUAGAUGAGGGCGGCUUCAGCUACGUGGACCUGGUGGAGGGCGCACACGACGGGCGCUUCUACGCGCUCAAGCGCAUUCUGUGCCACGACCGCGAGGGCCGGCAAGAGGCACAGACGGAGGUGGAGAUGCACCGGCUCUUCGACCACCCCAACGUCCUGCGCCUCACCGGGCAUGCCUUUGUGGAGCGCGCCGGCAAGACGGAGGCCUGGCUGCUGCUGCCCUACGUCAGCAAGGGAAGCCUGUGGUCAGCACUGGAGAAGUUGAGGGACAAGAGCAGUUCCAUGCCAGAGAGUCGCAUCAUCUACAUCCUGAGGGGGAUCUGUGACGGCCUCAAGGCCAUCCACGACCGAGGCUACGCACACAGAGACCUGAAGCCCACAAACGUUCUGCUGGACGAGAAUGACCGGCCGGUUCUAAUGGACCUGGGUUCCAUGAACAGGGCCCGCAUAGAGGUGCGGGGCUCCAGAGAGGCGAUGACCAUUCAGGACUGGGCAGCUCAGAGGUGCACCAUCUCGUACAGGGCGCCUGAGCUGUUUAAUGUGGAGAGCCAGUGUAUCAUCGACGAGCGCACGGACAUCUGGUCCUUAGGCUGUGUGCUGUACAGCAUGAUGAUGUUGGAGGGGCCGUAUGACAUGGUGUUCCAGAAAGGAGAUAGUGUGGCCCUCGCUGUUCAGAACCUUGUCACCAUUCCACAGCCUUGCAGCUACUCCCAGGGCCUGCAGGUCCUCCUGAGCUCCAUGAUGGUGCCUAACCCACAGGAGAGGCCUGACAUCAGCUGGGUCUUGGACCAGGUCCAGAACCUCCAGAACUCCACCCCAGCGCCAGCCGACGCCAACCGGGUAUGAUGGCCCCGAAGAGGGAGUAAGCUUGGAGCAACAUUGCAUCUCUCUCUCUUCUCUCUUCUCUCUCUCUCUCUUUUUCUCUCUUUCUCUAUUUCUAUUUUCUCUCUCUCCUUCUAUUUGUUCCCUUUAUCGUUCUCUCUCACAUCGAUUCAUCGACUCUGGACUCUCUCUCUCUCUCUCUCUCUCACGGGACUAUGCACUCUCUUUGGGACAAACACGAUGUUCAUCCUCAACCAGGGAAGCCACCGGACACGGUGCUCAUGGUUACCUCAAGCUUACCUGGCAUACGAACAUGCAGAACACACACACACACACACACACACACACACACACACACACACACACACACACACACAGGCACAUCAUGCUGUUUUAUACAUUCACAGAUUGCACAGAAUGCACUACUGAGCAGCGUACCAACCAACAUCUU
Alosa sapidissima (American shad) is the source of this 1530-nucleotide messenger RNA. It is a transcript of the gene stk16, whose product is annotated as serine/threonine kinase 16. Bases 183 to 1103 code for a protein of 306 amino acids. The record is from RefSeq and is a predicted model, not a curated record. Gene Ontology annotation, cellular component: Golgi apparatus; cytoplasm. Gene Ontology annotation, molecular function: ATP binding; protein serine/threonine kinase activity. NCBI's taxonomy places the organism in Eukaryota, Metazoa, Chordata, Actinopteri, Clupeiformes, Clupeidae. The transcript has 8 exons. Gene Ontology annotation, biological process: protein phosphorylation.